GUUCGCCGGUGUGCGCCGCUACUGCUGCGGAUAUUCCAGCGGCCAUUUUUUUUGUUUACGAGACGCUAUCUCGACCCAUGUCUGUAGCGUCUUCUCAGUUCUCAUCCUUCAACUCCGUUCUCGUUCCUAUUUUUAGACGCGUACAUUUUUACUUAAAUAAUUGUUUUGUAUUGUUAUAUAGUGUCGUUUAAACGUUUAGCAAAUAUUUAGGCGUGUUAGUAUUAAUAUUUUUUUGUAAGCGGACGUAUCGCACUCAUCAGGAAUGGCCGACAACCAGCAACAAAACGGGUCGCAACAGUUUGAAAACGCCGCGGACGCACAGCAGCAACAGCACCUGAACGGCACCGCCGAAAAUUCCACAACAAACAAUGAUUCCGGACAAUUUGAAUGCGUCCGGGACGACGACAGAAAAAUAUUUGUUGGAGGACUCAAAGGAGAAACUACUGAAAAAGAUUUAAGUGAACACUUUGGUCAGUUUGGUGAAAUCGAAAAUAUUAAUGUCAAAGUAGAUGCUGCCACUGGUCGGGCGAGAGGGUUCGCUUUCAUUGUAUACAAGACAAUGGAAGGCCUAGACAAUGCUUUGGCGUGUACUAAUCAUGUAAUCAAUGACAAGAAAAUUGACCCCAAAAAAGCUAAAGCACGACAUGUUAAAUUAUUUGUUGGAGGAUUGUCUCCUGAUUUAACUGAUGAUGACAUUAAAGAUUAUUUCAAACGUUAUGCACCGCUGGUGAACGCUGAGAUGCCAUAUGAUAAAGUUAAAAACCAACGAAAAGGUUUUUGCUUUGUUACAUUUGAUUGCAUGCAGGCAGUAACGGAAAUAUUAAAAACGCCAAAACAUGUGAUUAAUGGGAAACAAGUCGAUGUAAAAAAAGCUGCAUUAAAAGUAGAGCCUUAUGGAAUGAUGCCUGGUGCUUCAGGACCUAUGAGGGGAAUGCGAGGGAAUGUUAGGGGUCGAGGAGGUAGAGGAGGAUAUGAUUAUUAUAAUCAAUACACAGGAUACAGUCCUGACUACAGUUAUAGUUAUGGUUAUCCAAGUUAUGGUGCUGGUGCUGGAGCAGAUUACCAGUAUGGAGGCUAUGAACCACCUGCACCACGUGGUGUCCAUGGAAAUCGUGGAGGAAAAGAUUUUCCUCAAAGGAAACCUGUCAAGACGUCAGCUUAAACACCUAUCGCUGAGCCAUUUACACAGUCAUCGUAUGCCAUACUGUUUUGCGUGAGCAGUAUUGUUGAUUUCGUUUUGCUUAUGUACAAUAAUAUAUAAAUAAAAAGUUAAAUAAAAAAAAAAAAAUUAUAAAAAUUGGAUCCUUUGGCUAAAGUGUAUAAAUACUUGGGCUUAACGUCUAUCAGGGUCUAACAUAUAAUGAUAUGUGUAUGUAUUGUAUGUACAUAAUAGAAUGCCUACAACUUGAUGUAUAUCUCAAUUUUUUUUUUUUGUGUAAUUUUUUUUAUUUAUUUAUAUUUUGUACUUUUUUUUUUUAAUACAAAAUAAGUCCAUAGACAUAUAUUUUCAAUAGGGUGUGCACAUGUUUUUCCUUCCUUAAACUUUUUUUGGACAGUUUAUAUUUAUUACUGUGCAUUUGAAGAAGGUUGAAUUAACACUAGAUUAUAAUAAUGUUUAAAUUUUUGGCAGGAUUAUUACACUACUAAUAUAUUUAAAAAAAAAAAAAUAAUAAUAAUAAUAAAUAAAAACAUAAAUUGUGUAAUUUUUAAAUUUAAUUAUAUCAUGGAUUUAACUUAUGAAAGUUUUGCGAUCAUUAGACUUUACAAUAAACAAACCUUAUACGCUAAAA
Acyrthosiphon pisum (pea aphid) is the source of this 1790-nucleotide messenger RNA. RefSeq names its product RNA-binding protein squid-like. Gene Ontology annotation, biological process: regulation of gene expression. Gene Ontology annotation, cellular component: nucleoplasm; chromatin. The transcript is spliced from 8 exons. Gene Ontology annotation, molecular function: RNA binding. The record is from RefSeq and is a predicted model, not a curated record. Bases 263 to 1162 code for a protein of 299 amino acids. Lineage: Eukaryota; Metazoa; Arthropoda; Insecta; Hemiptera; Aphididae.